GGUGUAGUCAGGUUGCUCUCUCACAUACACACCAUCCAUUCACACAUCUACACCCGGUCUGCCAGGAGAAGCCUGAAGAUCAGAAUCAGCAUGAUUAAGAAAACAGCACCCGUGUAUUUACUAGGUUUUGCAACCCAUUAUGCUCCAGUACUGCCAGCUCAAGUCAAGCCUUACACCAAGAGCUGUGAGGAGGAACUAGACGGAUACUUCGAGGAGACCGGGAUUAAACUCAACGACACGUCCUGCAAAGAUCUGGAGAAGGAAACCCAAGACUUACUUACUCACGUUUACCAAGCGCACGUUGGACUGAACCCAAGUGUCAAGAGACACUCGGCUGAACCGACUCUGAACCGAGUGUUGCAGGAUCUCAUAUCCAAACACAGAAUCGCAUACUCUGUGAUGGCGAGGCAGCUGUUGGCACAGGCGGACGGUAUGAAGAAGGUGGACACGGUGUUACAGAGCACGUUCAGCGAUGGCGUGACGAACUGGGGGCGCAUCGCCAGCGUGUUGGCACUGGGCGCCGUGGUGUGCAAGCAGCUGACGGAGGACUGUACGAACGGGCGGCCGGAGGAGUGUGUGGACACCGUGGUAUCUCACAUGGCGUCGUACCUCACCACACACCAACGCCAAUGGUUCGUCAACAAUAACGGCUGGCAAGGGUUCGUGCAGUUCUUCCACGAGGUAGAUCCAGAGUCGGUGAUUCGGAGCACGCUCAUGGCCUUGGCAGGAUUCAGUGGGCUAGGGCUAUGUCUAAUCACGAUGCUCCGAUGAAAAAGGCCUGGCCUGAACAGACCGAACGCUGUUCCCGCCGUUUUGGACCCCACGUGGAGUGGGAGAGUGCUUGUGCGCGCCAGGUUUUUCCACCGAGUUGUUUGGAGAUGCUGGAUUCUGUAUUUUUAUUUAAUAAAAAUAUGUAUUUUUUUAUUAAAUGCCUCAGAUAAGCUCCAGAAUGUGUGCACUAAAUGUUUUAUAGGUAGAAAAGAUUUAUUAUAUUUUUUUAUAAAAAUCUGAAAUCACAUUUGAUACUUUAUAAUAAUAAUAAAUCUGCAAUAAAUCAUCAUUCAUCUGUCGUUAGGGUGGCCAGACGUCCGGCAUUAGGUCGGACAGUCCGGCUUUUCAGCCGCCUGUCCUCCAUCCACACAAUGCUAGGACGAACACUUAAAAAUCCUCCUUUAGGAGUGAACUGGUUACAUUUAUGAUCAGUAUUAUCUGUCAUUAGCUCGGGUACAUGUCAAAACAAAUGCUUUGUAUUUCAUUGGUUUAACAGCCUCAUUUGACUGCUUAUAGUGCUACCACUGGCCAAUCGUAGAAGGUCCGCCCUCUAAAUGCUAGUCUGUGAUUGGGUGGUUGAAUUUCGCCCGCCCGCUCUGGUCUGUAAACACCUCUACCUGAGUCAAUUAUUUAGCUCUCAUGCUCAGGAACGCUGUGAAAAUGCCAAAAAAUAAACUUUUGGAGGCAGCGAGAAACAGACUUAAAUAUGAAAAGUAGAUACAACAUUUAGUAAAUAAAACAGUAAUUUAUUAUAGAAUUCUUGCUUAAAUUGGUCAGAAACUCUGUUAUAUGGGUUCUGGUUUCAUUCUGUGUGUUGCAGUAGCAUGUCCCCCUGUUCCUGGUAGGAAGUCCUCCAUUUGGGUGUAAUGUCUGCCAUUUUGACUAUGAAUGUGUGAAUGUAUAUCCUUCUGUUAUAAAGUCAAGUCGUCCACUGAUUCACCUCUGGAAAUAAAGGACAGAUGUUACCAUGAA
Molecule: messenger RNA, 1743 nt
Organism: Trichomycterus rosablanca
Lineage: Eukaryota; Metazoa; Chordata; Actinopteri; Siluriformes; Trichomycteridae
Product: induced myeloid leukemia cell differentiation protein Mcl-1-like
Exons: 3
Coding region: 91-771 (226 amino acids)
Biological process (GO): intrinsic apoptotic signaling pathway in response to DNA damage; regulation of apoptotic process; extrinsic apoptotic signaling pathway in absence of ligand
Cellular component (GO): mitochondrial outer membrane
Molecular function (GO): protein heterodimerization activity; protein homodimerization activity
Source: RefSeq, a predicted model, not a curated record